This is a messenger RNA of Macrosiphum euphorbiae (potato aphid), 702 nucleotides long. The record is from the annotation of a GenBank genome assembly. Lineage: Eukaryota; Metazoa; Arthropoda; Insecta; Hemiptera; Aphididae.
AUGGACUCAACAACUGUCCAAGAAAGCGCUGAGGAUGGUCCGAUUGAGCAAAACGAAGGAUCACACCAAACUGAUGAGAGGGAAAAAAACCUUUUUAAUGAAUCACCAACUAACCAACCUAGUAUUUCUGGUACACAAAAGAAGCGCAAGUCAGAUCCGUUGCGUGAAUUGGACGCAAAAAUGUUGAAAUUUAUCGAUCACCAAAUACAGACACCAGGGAACGAAGAAAACCGUCAUUUGUCAUUUUUCAAAGGCCUUCUGCCUAGCAUGAUAUCACUUAAUGAGGAUCAAACUUUAGAAUUCCAAGCUGGCGUCAUAUCGUUGUUACAAAAUAUUAAAAAGAAAACCUCGCAAUAUGCAUACAACAACCAACACAAUUUACAAACACCAACUCCUAUGCAACAUAAUUAUCCGUGGCCAAAUUAUGAAUAUUACUCCCAACUGCCUCAACAACGUCAACCACAUUUCCAGAACAUAACCGUACACCAACCAACAGCUAGCCCAGAAAGUGUGAUUUCAUCACCAGUUUCAGUAAUGUCAACCAAUUACUCCCAAUUGCCUCAACAACGUCUACCACAUUUCCAGAACAUAACCGUACACCAACCAACAGCUAGCCCAGAAAGUGUGAUUUCAGCACCAGUUUCAGUAAUGUCAACCACAAGUCAAGAGUCCGAUGAAUAUGACUUUGCUGAUAUAAUUUAG